AUGACGGUGAUCACCCCCGGUAUAGACUUCCUCCUGCGCGGGGGUUUCUCUUACAUUUUUCCAAGCGUCGUCUUCGCCAUUGUUCUCAACCAUGUUUCGUAUUCAAACGGCAUCCCAAUUCCGACAGUCGCUCUCGUGCUUAUUGGCCUUUUUGCGACACCAGCGUAUGCGUUCGUGAGGGUGUACACAUCCGAGUGGAAGACGAGGCGCGAAGCGAGGAGGCUCGGUGUCAGGCUUAUACCUAGAGUCAAGGGCGCGUCGGUGGGGAAUUUGGAUGUACUGCGCAAGCUUAUGCGAAACUCUGAGAACGGUUAUCCUGGUGACGGCUCUGCCAGUUUCAUCAAGGAAUAUGGCCCCAUUGUCGAUCUACACAUCUUGUGGGAUUAUGCCGUCGUGACUGUCUGUCCUGAGCACAUUAAAGCCAUGCUGGCGAAGGACUUCAACAAUUUCGAGAAAGGUGCGCGACUUUCGUCCCCUUCGUCUGUCCUACGUAGCUUCACUGAAAUUGAAUAUCUUCCCCAAGGUCAGGAUUUCCGCACCAACAUGAAUUCUGUCCUUGGAACCGGCGUAUUCAACUCUGACGGCGACAUGUGGAAAUUCCACCGUUCCAUGACACGGCCCUUCUUCUCUCGUGAUCGUAUCUCCCACUUUGAUCUAUUCGACCGACAUGCAGAAAUCGUGGUCCAGAAGAUGAGAGAGCGUUCUCGUGAGGGUUUGGCCAUCGACUUCCAAGACUUGAUGGGCCGCUUCACACUCGACUCCGCCACCGAGUUCCUGUUCGGAUCCUGCGUGUACUCUCUUAAUGGCCGUCUGCCUUAUCCGUACGACAAGCAACUGCUCCACUAUUCUGAUUCACAUCCAAGCGAGGAAGUCGCAGAGAAAUUCGCCCACGCUUUCCUGGAGGCGCAACGGAUCAUAUCUAGCCGCGAACAGUUGGGUUGGGUGUGGCCACUGACAGAAAUUUGGGGCGAUAAGACGAAAGAGCACAUGAAAGUCGUCGACGCGUUCAUUGCACCCAUCGUUAAGGAUGCUGUCAAGAAGAAGAGGUUGGCUGAUGAGGAGAAAGGAACCAUCGGCGUUGCGAAGCAGCAGAACGACGAAGUUGCUGAUGAUGAGACGCUGCUGGACCAUUUAGUCAAAUUCACGUCGGACCCGGUCGUCCUGAGGGAUGAGGUGUUGAAUAUCAUGAUAGCAGGCAGAGACACUACUGCUGCGACGCUUACCGUGAUUUUGUACUUCCUCUCCACACAUCCAGCCGUCUUCGCUCGCCUUCGCAACGAAGUAAUUGAGAAGGUCGGGACAAGCAGGAGGCCCACGUUUGAGAAUAUCAGGGAAAUGAAAUUCCUUCGAGCGGUGAUCAACGAGACACUGAGAUUGUACCCUAUCGUUCCCUUCAACGUCCGCACAUCCAUCCAGCCAACCGUCUGGACUUCUCCCGAUCCUACUGAGAAGCCACUAUAUAUACCCGCUAAGACGAAGCUGUCGUACUCAGUUAUGUUGAUGCAUCGGAGGAAGGAUUUGUGGGGUCCGGACGCGGAAGAGUUCGACCCCGAUCGCUUCCUGGACGCUCGUCUCAACAAGUACCUCAUACCCAACAGCUUUGCAUUCCUCCCAUUUAACGCCGGGCCAAGGAUUUGCCUAGGCCAGCAGUUCGCGUAUAAUGAAAUGUCGUUCAUGGUCAUCCGCCUUCUCCAAGCGUUUGAUUCGUUCGCUCUUGACGAAGACGCCCAGCCCCCACACACCAAGCCCAACCCCGCCUGGAAGCAUGACGUCGGGACAAGGAAGGGGAUGGAGAAGUUCUUCCCCAAGGUCGGCCUCACGUUGUACGCUCAUGGUGGACUUUGGAUUAAGACACAAGAAGCCACAGAGUAA
Pleurotus ostreatus (oyster mushroom) is the source of this 1872-nucleotide messenger RNA. RefSeq lists its product as uncharacterized. The record is from RefSeq and is a predicted model, not a curated record. Gene Ontology annotation, molecular function: iron ion binding; monooxygenase activity; oxidoreductase activity, acting on paired donors, with incorporation or reduction of molecular oxygen. NCBI's taxonomy places the organism in Eukaryota, Fungi, Basidiomycota, Agaricomycetes, Agaricales, Pleurotaceae. Bases 1 to 1872 code for a protein of 623 amino acids. The transcript has 7 exons.